GAACCUCUGACCGAGUUCCGGCGGAAGUACGGAUCACGGCCUUGUCACAAAAGAAAUGGCGAGCGGAGUCGGUAAACACAAAAUCCUGAACGUGGGUCCGACGGAGGCAUGGUCGGUCAGGGAGAAGCUCUGCCUGGCCUCCUCCGUCAUGAGGAGUGGCGACCAGAACUGGGUGUCGGUGAGCAGAGCCAUCAAGCCUUUCUCAGAGACCGGACGGCCUCCCGACUGGUUUUCCCAGAAGCACUGUGCCUCUCAAUACUCUGAGCUGCUGGAAGCCACAGAAGCCCCCAAGCGUAAGCGCGGCGAGAAGGGCGAGGUGGUGGAAACCAUCGAGGAUGUGAUCGUACGCAGACUGACGGCCGAGAGGAUAGAAGAGCUGAAGAAACUACUGCGAGACACACAGGAACAGUAUAGGAAGUUGAAAAAGGACGUGGACCUGAUCCAGACGGGCCACAUGGACGUCCAGCUGAAGGAGCUGUGGACCGACAUGACGCUAAAGAAGAAACAAGAAGAAGACGAGGCCGAGCAGAAGAGAAAAGCCACUGAGAAUGCUUUUCAGGCUCGCCAGGCCAUGAAGAACACACCUAAACGGGUGCCCAGCGUUACGGUGCGCUCUCCGCUGGGUGCCAGCCCCCCAGGCCUGGAGCCGCCGGCAGAACCCGCCGCCCCCACGCCCCCCACAGACCCCAGCCCCACCCCAACCUCCACCCCCACCUCCGUCGGCCCCUCCUCCGAGGACACGGGCAGCCACCACACUUCCCAGGGAGUCGGAGUGUUCCUGCCCGUCUCAGAGCCCCCGGGGGUCGGGCCUAAAGACGGAAGCCUGGGCCCUCUGGUAGACGACUCCCCGCAAAAGAGGUGCCUCACCCUGAAGGCCACGCCGCCACCCUCCCCCCUGCUCUCUGAGCUGCUCAAGAAGGGCAACCUCAUCUCCGCCAGCCCCCGCCUGGUAGCGGAGGGCGACCUGACAGCCAGCCUGUCCAAUGGAGUGCAGACAGCCACGGCGACUGUUCCCAUGCCAACCAGCCUGCAUGACAUCACCGCUGAGGGGGAGGCGGAGGCCGGGGUGAAGGCGGAGCUGGGGGCAGAGCCGGGCCUGGUGGAGGAGGACCUGGUGGCCGUGUCCUACAUGGGGGACGAGCUGGACCUGGAGACGGUGGGGGACAUCAUCGCCAUCAUCGAGGAGAAGGUGGAUGACUCCGUGGAGGCGUUGGACGCGGCGGCGGUGGAGGAGGCGCUCUCCCUCUGCGAGGAGGCCGACUCCGGGUCCCACCCGCUACCGGGCCCCUGGGAGACCCAGACCCAGGACUCUGAGCCCGGGAGCCCCGUCCUGGGCCCCCUCCAAGGGUCCGAGCAGGAGCCCCCGGGGCCGGCCGUGGCCCCGGCCGUCUCCCCGGGCCCCGCCCGCGCCGAGACCCCCGUUCCGCCGGAGCCGGCGGGGGACCAGCAGCCCCCGGCCGGCAGGGAGGGGCCGGAGGCGGCGGGGAACGAUGAGGUCACUUCCUCCAUGGCCUCUGACGACUGCACCAUGGGGGGCGAGGAGGUGGUGGUGAAGAGCGAGGGGGAGGAGUGGAGCCAGCAGGAGGUCAACCCGCCCUGUCUGGACUCUGAGGACAGCUCUGUGUCGGGGAAAGAGUCAAAGGAGGUGAAGGAGGAGGACCCGGGCAGCGAGGCGGAAGAGAGCAUGGAGCUGAAGGAGGAGUGUGGCGAGGGGGAGGGGCCCUACCUGUCGGAGGUGGAGCGGGCGGCCAGCGAGAGCGAGGACGGCUACGGCCCCUCCUCCCAGCGCUACACCACGGCCGACUCGCUGGCCAGCAGCCCCGCCUCGUCCUCUCAGUUCUCUACGUGCGGGGAGGACCAGGAGGCCGUCCAGGCCCAGAAGAUCUGGAAGAAGGCCAUCAUGUUGGUGUGGAGGGCGGCGGCCAAUCACAGGUACGCCAGCGUGUUCCUGCAACCCGUGUCAGAUGACAUCGCCCCGGGGUAUCAUAGCAUAGUGCACAGGCCCAUGGACCUGUCGGCCAUCAAGAAGAACAUCGAGGCGGGGGUGAUCCGCACCACGGCUGAGUUCCAGCGCGACAUCAUGCUGAUGUUCCAGAACGCCGUCAUGUACAACUCGUCGGACCACGACGUGUACCACAUGGCGCUGGAGAUGCAGCGCGACGUGCUGGAGCACGUGCAGCAGUUCCUCGCCACGCAGCUCAUCAUGCAGACCUCGGAGAGCGCCAUCUCCACCAAGAGCCUGCGGGGCCGCGAGGGCGGCCGCAAGCCCGGGGAGCCCGCCGAGAAGGACAGUGUCCCAAUGGCCUCACCUGCUUUCCUUCUCUCUCUCUUUGACGGGGGCACCAGGGGCCGCCGCAGCGCCAUGGAGGCUGACCUCAAGAUGAAGAAGUAGAGAAGAAUCACCAGACCUCGGAGCGAGACGGCUGAGAGACCUCCAGAGAG
This is a messenger RNA of Gadus chalcogrammus (walleye pollock), 2442 nucleotides long. It is a transcript of the gene brd8b, whose product is annotated as bromodomain containing 8b. Gene Ontology annotation, molecular function: protein binding. The transcript is spliced from 20 exons. Lineage: Eukaryota; Metazoa; Chordata; Actinopteri; Gadiformes; Gadidae. The coding region runs from base 56 to 2392 and encodes 778 amino acids. The record is from RefSeq and is a predicted model, not a curated record. Gene Ontology annotation, cellular component: NuA4 histone acetyltransferase complex.